Sturnus vulgaris (Common starling) is the source of this 2619-nucleotide messenger RNA. The record is from RefSeq and is a predicted model, not a curated record. NCBI's taxonomy places the organism in Eukaryota, Metazoa, Chordata, Aves, Passeriformes, Sturnidae.
AUGCGGGCAGGGAGGGCCGGGCCCUGCCCCUGCAGCGGGGGCCUGUUCCUGCUUGCCGCUUCCAGUGGGAGCUGCGCCAAGCCCCGGCCUGGCGGCCGCGUUCCCAGAGAAACAGCGAGGUUGAGCGCUUGGUUGGCGUCCUUGCCUCUCACCUGGCUCCUCCACGAGACAGAUUCAUUUGUGAACAGCCAGGAGUGGACCCUGAGUCGCUCGGUGCCUGAGCUGAAGGUGGGCAUCGUGGGGAACCUGUCCAGUGGCAAGUCAGCGCUGGUGCACCGCUACCUGACCGGCACCUACGUGCAGGAGGAGUCUCCAGAGGGUGGCCGCUUUAAGAAGGAGAUCGUGGUGGAUGGUCAGAGCUACUUGCUGCUGAUUCGAGACGAAGGGGGCCCCCCUGAACUGCAGUUUGCUGCCUGGGUCGAUGCUGUGGUGUUUGUCUUCAGCCUGGAGGAUGAGAUCAGCUUCCAGACCGUCUACAACUACUACCUGCGGCUCUGCAGCUACCGGAACACGGCGGAGGUGCCCAUGGUGCUCGUGGGCACACAGGACGCAAUCAGUGCCACCAACCCGCGCGUCAUCGACGACUCCCGCGCACGGAAGCUCUCCAACGACCUGAAGCGCUGCACCUACUACGAGACCUGUGCCACCUACGGCCUGAACGUGGAGAGGGUCUUCCAGGACGUGGCUCAGAAGGUGGUGGCUCUCCGGAAGAAGCACCAGCUCUCCAUCGGCCCCUGCAAGUCCCUGCCCAACUCACCCAGCCACUCAUCUGUUUCUGCAGCCUCCAUUCCUUCUGUCCACAUCAACCAGGCCACCAACGGCGGAGGAGCCUUCAGUGACUACUCCUCCUCCGUGCCCUCCACCCCCAGCAUCAGCCAGCGGGAGCUGCGGAUCGAGACCAUCGCUGCCUCCAACACCCCCACCCCCAUCCGCAAGCAGUCCAAGCGGCGCUCCAACAUCUUCACGUCUCGGAAGGGCGCGGACCCGGAGCGCGACAAGAAGGUGCCGGAGUGUAAAGCGGACAGUAUUGGCAGCGGGCGGGCCAUUCCCAUGAAGCAGGGCAUCCUCCUCAAACGCAGUGGCAAGUCCCUCAAUAAGGAGUGGAAGAAGAAGUACGUGACCCUGUGUGACAAUGGGGUGCUCACCUACCACCCCAGCCUGCACGACUACAUGCAGAAUGUGCAUGGCAAGGAGAUCGAUCUGCUGAGAACCACGGUGAAGGUCCCGGGCAAGCGGCUCCCCAGGGCCACGGCAGCAGCAGCGCCCAGCGCCAGCCCCAAGGCCAACGGGCUGGCCAAGGAGAGGAGCAGCUCACAGCUGGCAGGAGGCACAGGCGCUCCCCACUCGACCAGCAGCACCUCCCUGCACUCGGAGCGCUCCAUCAGUGGCAUCAACCUGGUUGGGUUCAGCUCCAAGCCGGACGGGAUGCACCAGCGCUCCUACUCCGUCUCCAGUGCGGACCAGUGGAACGAGGCCGUGGCUAUCCCCGGCAGCUGCCCCAACCCCUCUAACGGUACUGCCGACUCACUCAGCUCCAGCCCCAACAUUUCCAGUGCUGCCAGCCCAAAGCUGGAGCCGCCUCCGUCACCACAUGCCAACAGGAAAAAGCAUCGCAGGAAAAAGAGCACGGGGACAACUCGGCUCGAUGGCCCCAGCACAGCAGCAGAAGAGCCAGACGAGCCGUUUGAGUUCAUUAUCGUGUCACUGACGGGCCAGACGUGGCUCUUUGAAGCCUCAACAUCAGAGGAGCGGGAGCUCUGGGUGCAGGCCAUUGAGAGCCAGAUCCUGGCCAGCCUGCAGGGCUGUGAGAGCAGCAAAAACAAGGCUCGGCUGGGCAGCCAGGGCGACGCGCAGGCCAUGCAGGCCGUCCGCACCGCGCGCGGGAACAGCUUCUGCGUGGACUGCGACGCACCCAAUCCGGACUGGGCCAGUCUGAACCUGGGUGCUCUCAUGUGCAUCGAGUGCUCCGGGAUCCAUCGCAACCUGGGCACCCACCUGUCCCGUGUGCGCUCCCUGGACCUGGAUGAUUGGCCCAGCGAGCUCCUCAUGGUCAUGGCGGCCAUCGGCAACGCGCUUGCAAAUGCUGUCUGGGAGGGCAUGGUGGAGGGCUACCCCAAGCCCACGCCUGAGAGCAGUCGGGAGGAGAAGGAGCGCUGGAUCCGGGCUAAGUACGAGCAGAAGCUCUUUCUGGCCCCUCUGCCCCAGUCUGACAUCCCGCUGGGGCAGCAGCUGCUGCGGGCCGUGGUGGAGGAUGACCUGCGCCUCGUGGUGACGCUCCUGGCCCACGGCACCAAGGAGGAGGUGAACGAAACCUACGGAGAUGGGGACGGGCGUACAGCGCUGCAUCUCUCCUGUGCAAUGGCCAAUGUAGUGUUCACACAGCUGCUCAUCUGGUACGGAGUGGAUGUGAAGAGCCGGGACGCUCGGGGCCUGACCCCGCUGGCCUACGCCCGGCGAGCCGGCAGCCAGGAGUGCAUCGACAUCCUGCUGCAGCACGGCUGCCCCAGCGACAGCGCGGCCACGCUGACCCCCAGCCUGCCCCGCCGCAACGCCAAUGCCAACAACAACGCCUGCACCGCGGCGCCGCCGGAGCUCAGCGCCAGCCCCGCCACAGCCUAG